AUGAAAUCUUUUGCUAUGAGAUCUACAGUUGAAGACAAUAGCCUUCAGAUUGAGAAGUUCGGCAGCCAAAAUUUUAGGUAUUGGAUGAUGAAGAUAGAAGACUAUUUGUACCAGAAGGAUCUCUUCCUACGCCUCCAAGGAGUGGAGGGGAAACCUAAGAAGAUAGACGACGAUAAGUGGAAGGUACUCGAUCGUAAAGCACUUGCCAUCAUCAGGCUCAACCUUCACCAGCAUAUGACUUAUAACGUCUCACAUGCGACCACCACCAAGGAGUUGAUGGAGGCCUUGGAGGUACUGUAUGAGAAGCCGUCUGCUUCAAAUAAGGUGUACCUGAUGAAGAAUCUAUUCAAUCUAAAGAUGCAACAAGGAGCUCGCGUGGCAGACUUCUUGAAUGAUCUGUGGUGCAACAGCUUGCUGCAGUGGAUCUUAAGUUCGACAAUGAGAUCCAAGCUCUUCUGCUACUUUCUUGACUACCAAAUUCGUGGAAGAAUUUGGUGA
This is a messenger RNA of Asparagus officinalis (garden asparagus), 498 nucleotides long. RefSeq lists its product as uncharacterized. The record is from RefSeq and is a predicted model, not a curated record. The transcript has a single exon. Lineage: Eukaryota; Viridiplantae; Streptophyta; Magnoliopsida; Asparagales; Asparagaceae. Bases 1 to 498 code for a protein of 165 amino acids.